Messenger RNA from Mycetomoellerius zeteki, 882 nucleotides. Its product is annotated as odorant receptor 4-like. Gene Ontology annotation, molecular function: odorant binding; olfactory receptor activity. The record is from RefSeq and is a predicted model, not a curated record. The transcript is spliced from 5 exons. NCBI's taxonomy places the organism in Eukaryota, Metazoa, Arthropoda, Insecta, Hymenoptera, Formicidae. Bases 1 to 882 code for a protein of 293 amino acids. Gene Ontology annotation, cellular component: plasma membrane. Gene Ontology annotation, biological process: sensory perception of smell; detection of chemical stimulus involved in sensory perception of smell.
AUGCAAGAGGAUUGGAGUGAUUGCGCUAAUAACGAUAUCAGCUUGCAUGAGACAGCAAGCAAAGCGAAAACAUCGGAACGUAUUACAAACUUAAUACUCAUUCUUCAUACAAUGACAGUUUCUGGCCAUGGCAUCGGUGUCAUCCUGGCCAAUGUCGACGUCACCGAUAACACGACCUCGGAAUUACGUUUUUUCACUAAAAUAGAAGUUCCUUUUGACAUAAAUACGCAACGCACAUAUAGAUGUAUUUUAAUAAUAGAAUUCUUUUUCUUGAUGAUGUGGUCCUGGUCGUCUGGUGCAAUGAAUUCUUUGUUAAUAAUUCUAACCUUUCAUACAGCUGGCCAAAUCGAUAUUGUGCGUUACUGGUUAACGCAACUUGUAUCCUCCGAGGAUGAAAGUAAAGAUGAAUCAGUCGCCAUCGCAACGACUAAAAUUAUUUAUAAGCAUAAAAAGAUUAUACGUUUAUCAGAAUAUAUCGAAAGUCUUUUUACGUAUAUUGCGCUGGUGCUAUUUGUGUCAAACUCGAUAAUGAUUUGUUUGCUAGCGUUCCUUGUCGUAACGGCAAUCGGUAGCUCCAACGCGUCAGAGCAAUUAGUGAAAUCUUUUUUGUUUUACUUUAUAACGAACCUCGAAGCAUAUAUGUUUUGCUAUGCUGGAGAAUAUUUGCAAAACAAGAGUAGAGAAAUCGGUUUUGCGGCAUACAGCUGUGCAUGGUACAAUAUGAAAUCUAAAGAUAGUCGUGUCCUGUUAUUUGUUAUACUAAGAUCACAAAAGCCACUGACGCUUACAGCUGGAAAAAUGAUGGAACUAUCCUUACAAUCUUUUACAAGUAUUAUGAAUGCUUCGGGAUCAUAUCUAUCGGUAUUAUUGGCAAUGCAAUAA